This is a messenger RNA of Panicum virgatum (switchgrass), 2763 nucleotides long. Its product is annotated as probable LRR receptor-like serine/threonine-protein kinase RPK1. Gene Ontology annotation, molecular function: protein binding; ATP binding; protein kinase activity. The record is from RefSeq and is a predicted model, not a curated record. NCBI's taxonomy places the organism in Eukaryota, Viridiplantae, Streptophyta, Magnoliopsida, Poales, Poaceae. The transcript has a single exon. Gene Ontology annotation, biological process: protein phosphorylation. The coding region runs from base 83 to 2239 and encodes 718 amino acids.
UCUGGUACCCCACACGGCCACAGGCAGAGACUCCACCACCGCUUGGUUUGGAGCCGAGGUCCUCGUCGGCGACUAGCCGGAGAUGGCCUUCCGCCACUGGAGCGCGGUCUGUUCCACCACCACCGUACUGUUAGUUCUCCACCUUCUCACCGCCUCCUGCGCGGCGUCGCCACCGCAGGAGCAGGACAGGGCGGCGCUCCUUGAGCUCAAGACCGGCCUCUCCUCCGGCUCCGGCGACCCUCUCCGCCAGUGGGCCUUGGAAUCCGGCUUCCACCACUGCUCCUGGCCGGGGGUCACCUGCGACGCGCGGUCCCGCCGUGUCGUGGCCCUCUCGCCCCCGUCCCCACCCGGCCGACGCCUCGCCGUCGCCGGGGAGCUCUCGCCGGCGGUCGCUCGCCUCACCGAGCUCAGAGCGCUCUCCUUUCCCGCCGUCGGGCUCCGCGGCGAGAUUCCUCAGGAAGUCUCGCGGCUGCGGCACCUCGAGGUGCUCAACCUGGCCGGCAACUCCCUCCGUGGCGGCCUGCCGACUACCUUUCCGGAAGGUCUGAAAAGCUUGGACCUUGCCGGGAACCGGCUUUCUGGGACAAUCCCUCCGGGGCUGGGGAGCUGUGCGGCACUCCGGCGCCUGCGGCUGUCCUCCAAUUCGUUGGAUGGUUCCAUCCCGCAGCAGAUUGGGAAGCUUGCGAAGCUCCGUGUCCUGGAGCUGUCCGGGAACAGGCUGACCGGCGGCGUGCCUCCGGAGCUCCUCUAUUGCAGGGCCCUCGUCAAGAUGGAUCUCAGCAGGAACUUGCUCAGCGGUCAGCUGCCGUUGGGCCUCAAGGUGUUGAAGAAGUUGAAGUUCCUCUCAUUAUCUGGGAACAAUUUCAGCGGUGAGAUACCUUCCGAUUUGGGCCGGCUGAGGGUACUGAAAUUUCUUGAUCUGUCCAACAAUUCUCUAUCAGGGUCAGUUCCCAUUGAUCUUGAAGCUAUUCGAAAUCGCACUGUUCUACUUCUUGACAACAACAGGCUUUCUGGAGAGAUAACUGCAGCGGCCAAUCCUCCCAUGCCAUCAGUAUCAGUGGUUAACAUUUCUUUAGUUACAGAUGCUACUUCCAGUGUCAACCCAUCAUGGCAACCUAGUGAGCUAUUUACAGUUUCUCCCACAUCAGGCAUGCGUGUGCUGAUUGAGAAGAGCACAGGCACUCCUGGUGGUUUGGGAACCAAAGAGAUUGCUGCCAUAGCUUCAGCAUCAGCCAUUUUUGUGGUUCUGUUAGUUGCACUUAUCAUGUGCAUCUGCACAAGGAAAUGUGCUCUGAGGCCGUCAAGAUGCUCUUUCAGGAGAAUUGAAGUCAAGGUUUUUGACAAUGUUGAUAUUGGAGCCCCCCUGACUUAUGAGACGGUUGUCCGUGCCACAGGAAAUUUCAAUGCUAGCAAUUGUAUUGGUAAUGGCGGCUUUGGUCCGACAUACAGAGCCGAGAUUGCCCCUGGAGUUCUUGUGGCAAUAAAGAGGCUUGCUAUUGGGAAGCAGCAUGGCGACAAGGAGUUCCAAGCAGAAGUGAGAAUUCUUGGGCAGUGCCGUCAUCCGAAUCUUGUCACUCUCUUAGGUUACCAUAUCAGUGAUUCGGAGAUGUUUCUGAUAUACAACUACCUGCCAGGUGGCAACUUGGAAAAAUUCAUACAGGAGAGAACAAAGAGACCAAUCAGUUGGAGAAAGCUUCACAAAAUUGCUCUCGAUGUCGCUCGUGCUCUUGCAUACAUGCAUGAAGAAUGUAUCCCCCGCAUUCUGCACCGAGAUGUGAAGCCAAACAACAUACUGCUUGACAAUGAAUGCAAUGCUUAUCUUUCUGAUUUUGGAUUGGCAAGGCUUCUCAGGAACUCAGAAACUCAUGCGACGACAGAUGUUGCUGGUACUUUUGGUUAUGUCGCACCCGAGUAUGCAAUGACAUGCCGCGUGUCUGAUAAGGCGGAUGUGUACAGCUAUGGUGUUGUGCUUCUCGAACUGAUUUCAGACAAGAAAGCCCUGGACCCAUCAUUUUCUCCAUAUGGAAAUGGUUUCAACAUUGUUAGCUGGGCUCAGAAGCUUAUCCAGAGAAGCAGAGUUCGUGAAUUCUUCAUUGAAGGCUUGUGGGAUAAGGCCCCACAUGAUGAUCUGGUUGAGUUCCUGAACGUGGCGGUCCAGUGCACGCAGGAGUCUGUUGCUGCUAGGCCCACAAUGAAGAAUGUGGUUCGACGCCUAAGGGAUCUCCGACCUCCUUACUAGGAACACAAGGCAUGCACCGAUGUGCUGAUAGCUAGGCUGUUUUCUCUGCCCAGGAAGUUUAGCUGUGUGGGAAGGAGGUGCGCUACAACAAGGUGGUGGCUUGAGAUGCCAUCGAUUUUAUCUCCUCAGCAGCCUCAUCUCCACCAAGGAAGCUGAAUGCUUCCUCUAACUCUUUAAUAAAUAGAAAGAAAGAAAACCGAAUGCUUCAACAGUUCUGCAACUGCACAGCAGUUCAGUGGCAUUACUUUUUUUCUUUUUCUUGUCACUGAGAUGUUGUGCAGUUGCAGGACUGUUGAAGCAUUCGGCCUUCUGGAAGUAUUACAUAAUUCAUAUAUUAGUAUAGCUGAUCAUGGUUUCUGAACAUGAUGUACAGUUUGACAUGAAUGGGUUGAUGAGUUUGUGGUCAUGUGGUGUUAUCAUUAACUGAUCGAUGUUCAUGCAUGGCUUGGAUUUGUGCCUGGAACUGGGCGCGAAUGUGUGAGUUGACGUGAUUGUGAGAACGUGCUAAAUACUUUGUGGUGUUU